Messenger RNA from Gilbertella persicaria, 1156 nucleotides. RefSeq names its product WD40-repeat-containing domain protein. The transcript has 2 exons. Gene Ontology annotation, cellular component: nucleus; cytoplasm. Lineage: Eukaryota; Fungi; Mucoromycota; Mucoromycetes; Mucorales; Choanephoraceae. Gene Ontology annotation, biological process: proteasome-mediated ubiquitin-dependent protein catabolic process; ubiquitin recycling. The record is from RefSeq and is a predicted model, not a curated record. Gene Ontology annotation, molecular function: ubiquitin binding. Bases 15 to 1088 code for a protein of 357 amino acids.
UUUUUUUUUAUACCAUGGUCAAUAUUGGACAAGAAGCAGGCGCAUUUUUUCAAACAGACGCAGAUCUUGCAAAGCAAAAAGAAAAAGCAGCUAAAUAUAACUAUACAGAGGGAAAUGCUAUCAAGACACCUUCCAAGGUAUUAGAUAUCUGCCUUGGUCAAGAUGAGAAAUAUUUAUAUGUAGCUGAAUCUGGUUUCUCUGUUCGCAAGAUAUCCUUGGCUACUUCAAAAACAGUUAAAUUGUUUAAGGGCCACCAAGGUCCUGUCACUUGCAUGGUCUUGGAUGACAAGUACCUUUGGACAGGCUCAUGGGAUAAGACCAUCAAACAAUGGGACUUGAUGACAGGCGAAUGUCUUGCCACAUUAGAAGGACAUACUGAUUUUGUCAAGUCUCUUUUGAUUGUAGGUGAUCAUCUCUACUCGGGUUCAUCCGAUUGCUUCUUGCGUCGUUGGCAAAUCAGCACGAUGACUUGUACAUUUGUGGAAAAGAAGCACAAACGCGCUAUUGAAAGUUUGGCGGCUUUUGAAAACUAUUUGUAUUCAGGUUCCUCUGAUAGCACCAUCAAGAAAUGGCAACUGGAUACCAUGCAAGUAGUCAAGACAUUUGAGGGCCAUGAGACCAGUAUUUACUGUAUACGUGUCUGGGAAGAAGACCUUUGGUCUGCUUCAGCUGACAAAACUGUCAGACGCUGGCAUACAGAAACAGGAGCUGUGGAUAUGGUGUUGGAACAUCCUGAUCGUGUCAAAUCGAUUGCAUUGGCUGGCCCUUAUGUGGUCACUGGAACUAGCGAUGAUGAUAUACGUGUCUGGGAUAUCGGAUCUGGUAAGCUUGUCUGUACAAUUGAAGGUCAUUUUGAUGAAGUGGGAUGUUUGGUAAUGGCUGGAUCUACUCUUUACAGUGGAUCUUUAGACUGUUCAGUUAGAACAUGGCCAUUGACUGCUGCUGCUAUCAAGCAAUACAAUGAAACAAGAGAAGCUAAAUCGAAGCGUAUUGAACAAGAGAAACUAGAGCAAGAAAAAAAUAAAAAUGGCCUCACUGAAGAAGAAGAAAGAGAAUUAGAAGAAUUGAUGUUAUCGGAUGAAGAAUGAACUUUAUGCAACCAAAAAAAAAAGGUCACUACAUAGUCACGCAUUGAAUAAAAGGCAAUUUUUUUUUU